AGUAGCAGGCCUAUACGUAGCUAUGCGUCAUGAUAUGUUAUGGUAUGCAAAUAUAUUAUUCAUUUGUUAAUUUUAGUAACUAAUGGAAACAAUGUUAAAUAUUCUAGGAGGUAGACAUGGGAUAAAAGGGAAAGUUCAUUCAUUAUACACGGAACUAAAAGGUAACUUAAGGUGUGUUGUUUUUAACAGCUGAAACUAUUCGUCCAAUGUUAUCCUUUAGACACAGUUAACUAUUAAAAUAUUUGCAGCCUUUAAAUAUCGUGGUCUUGGGUGUGUUUCAGAGCAGAAAUCUAGCUCCCUUCCGAUAUUUUUUAGACGUGAGAGCUUUUCUUUCGACGUCCGUGCUUGUAGAAUAUAACCGGAAGUGCUUUACAUUUAGGUUUGCUCCCGAGGCCCUGCACUCUCUAUUAGCUCGCUAGCAUCGCAGUGUUUAACUGCAGUGGCUCGUUUUUGACAAGGCAAACGAAGCAGAUUUACCGGUGUGCAGCUGAGUUUGGGAUUGGUGAAGAUAUGGGAGACCCUUCCCUAAGCCGGGACUGCCCGCUUGAUUGUAAAGUCUAUGUUGGCAAUUUGGGCAACAGUGGUAAUAAAACUGAGUUGGAGAGAGCAUUUGGAUAUUAUGGUCCCCUGAGGAGUGUAUGGGUGGCAAGAAAUCCUCCCGGCUUUGCUUUUGUGGAGUUUGAGGACCCCAGAGAUGCAACUGAUGCUGUUAGGGAACUUGAUGGAAGAACACUGUGUGGUUGUCGAGUGCGAGUUGAAAUGUCCAGCGGUGAAAAACGGUCAAGGUAUCGAGGACCACCCCCUUCUUGGAAUCGCCGCCCACGCGAUGAUUAUAGACGCCGCAGCCCACCCCCUAGACGCCGGUCUCCUAAGAGGCGGAGCUUUAGUCGUAGUCGAAGCAGGUCCCUUUCCAGAGAGAGGAGAAGAGAGAGGUCUUUGUCCCGCGAUAGAAACUAUAAACCUUCAAGGUCCUUCUCAAGAUCACGCAGUCGCUCACGUUCCAAUGGUCGGAAGUGAGAAACGUUCAAGGCCAGCCUUGGUAGAGAAAGCAUGUCUGUGCGCUCCUCAACAGACAAGGAUAACUGAAAACCGUGAUGGGUUUUUUUUGUUUGUUUGUUUUUUUCUUUGCCCCAAAAGUCUUUUUAAAAUGUAUCUUCCUCCAUAGUGUUCUGAGUAUUCUUUUUUUACUUAAGAUAUCUGUGCUUAAUGGGUAGCAGUGGUUUCAUCCUGCCUGAAUGUAAUUUUAUGCUCUUUGGGCAGUAAAAAGAUUCUGAUUAGAAUAACUCAUGUCUGACUUAUAUGGUCAUUUGAAACCAAUUUUGUAUGCUUUUGUUUGUACUUCCAUUAAAAUAAGUUCCUUAUGAA
Puntigrus tetrazona (Sumatra barb) is the source of this 1365-nucleotide messenger RNA. RefSeq names its product serine and arginine rich splicing factor 3a (gene srsf3a). Gene Ontology annotation, cellular component: nuclear speck. Lineage: Eukaryota; Metazoa; Chordata; Actinopteri; Cypriniformes; Cyprinidae. The coding region runs from base 511 to 1017 and encodes 168 amino acids. Gene Ontology annotation, molecular function: RNA binding. The transcript is spliced from 7 exons. Gene Ontology annotation, biological process: mRNA splicing, via spliceosome. The record is from RefSeq and is a predicted model, not a curated record.